Homo sapiens (human) is the source of this 12538-nucleotide messenger RNA. It is a transcript of the gene HDGFL3, whose product is annotated as HDGF like 3. Gene Ontology annotation, molecular function: tubulin binding; microtubule binding. The transcript has 6 exons. The record is from RefSeq and is marked validated. Gene Ontology annotation, biological process: neuron projection development; microtubule polymerization; negative regulation of microtubule depolymerization. Bases 410 to 1021 code for a protein of 203 amino acids. Lineage: Eukaryota; Metazoa; Chordata; Mammalia; Primates; Hominidae. Gene Ontology annotation, cellular component: cytosol; nucleus; cytoplasm.
GAGAAGGAAUUCGGAGCAGACGCGAGGCCCGGCGCUCGCGCCGCGCCCGGGAGCCCGGGAGGGAGACCGGCAGCGGCGGCAUGAGGCAGGCGACGCGGCGCUGGUGAGCAGCGCGCGCGGCGGCGGCGGCGGCGGCGGCGGGGACCUUGGCGCGGCCGGACGCGGGCGAGCGCCGAACGGCCGGGGGCUCCCCUCCCCCGCUGCCGGGCCGUGAUUUGCCGGGCCUGCUGCGCCCCCCGCCCACCCCUUGCCUCAGCCGCCGCCUCGCCGCUUCCCCUCGUCGGAGCGGCCGCUCGUCCGCCCGGCUUGAGGCCCGCGGGGAGCGCGGCGCAAUUCGUCGGCCCGCGGGGGGGCGGCCUCCCGGCAUCUUCGCGGCGACCAAGGACUACCAGGAAGGGGAGCGGCUGGGAUGGCGCGUCCGCGGCCCCGCGAGUACAAAGCGGGCGACCUGGUCUUCGCCAAGAUGAAGGGCUACCCGCACUGGCCGGCCCGGAUUGAUGAACUCCCAGAGGGCGCUGUGAAGCCUCCAGCAAACAAGUAUCCUAUCUUCUUUUUUGGCACCCAUGAAACUGCAUUUCUAGGUCCCAAAGACCUUUUUCCAUAUAAGGAGUACAAAGACAAGUUUGGAAAGUCAAACAAACGGAAAGGAUUUAACGAAGGAUUGUGGGAAAUAGAAAAUAACCCAGGAGUAAAGUUUACUGGCUACCAGGCAAUUCAGCAACAGAGCUCUUCAGAAACUGAGGGAGAAGGUGGAAAUACUGCAGAUGCAAGCAGUGAGGAAGAAGGUGAUAGAGUAGAAGAAGAUGGAAAAGGCAAAAGAAAGAAUGAAAAAGCAGGCUCAAAACGGAAAAAGUCAUAUACUUCAAAGAAAUCCUCUAAACAGUCCCGGAAAUCUCCAGGAGAUGAAGAUGACAAAGACUGCAAAGAAGAGGAAAACAAAAGCAGCUCUGAGGGUGGAGAUGCGGGCAACGACACAAGAAACACAACUUCAGACUUGCAGAAAACCAGUGAAGGGACCUAACUACCAUAAUGAAUGCUGCAUAUUAAGAGAAACCACAAGAAGGUUAUAUGUUUGGUUGUCUAAUAUUCUUGGAUUUGAUAUGAACCAACACAUAGUCCUUGUUGUCAUUGACAGAACCCCAGUUUGUAUGUACAUUAUUCAUAUUCCUCUCUGUUGUGUUUCGGGGGGAAAAGACAUUUUAGCCUUUUUUAAAAGUUACUGAUUUAAUUUCAUGUUAUUUGGUUGCAUGAAGUUGCCCUUAACCACUAAGGAUUAUCAAGAUUUUUGCGCAGACUUAUACAUGUCUAGGAUCCUUUUAUCAAGGCAGUUAUGAUCAUCGUUUUCCUGCCUUGACCCCACCAUCAUCAAACACUCAGUUAAAUAUAAAUUAACAUUUUUUAGAUGACCACUCAACAUAAUGCUUAAGAAUGGAAUUUCCUCUCUGUGACAGAACCCAGGAAUUAAUUCCUAAAUACAUAACGUUGGUAUAUUGAAGACGAAAUUAAAAUUGUCCUUCAGUUUUGAGGCCAUGUGUAAAGUUUAACCAUAUUGUAAAAUAUCUAUUCCGUAUUAGAAAUAGCUAGUUGACAGCUUAUACUUCUCAAAAUUCAUAUUGUUAUGUACACAAACUAAGUUUCUAUAUGUGAAGUUAGUGAGUCUUUUUGUGUUACUCCAAAAUAAAGGCAAUGAUUUAUUUUUUUCCCAGUGCCAAUACAAUUUUGAGCUAAGCACUCAAGGUGGAUACUUUACAUUUUAAAGCUGGAAUCAGCAACAGCCCUAUGGGAAACCAGACAAAGCAUUGACUUUUAAAUGUAGACUUUUAAAAUAAACUGUUUUCUUUUGGAACUACAAUUAGAAUAGUUAAUAUUCAUCCUUAAACCAUUAUUAUGUGUACAUUAUUGUUGCUAUUGUGAUAAUAGAGAAUUUUAUUUAUUUUUAUGCCAGCUUAUAUUGUGAGAACACAUUUAGUCAGUUUGGGUUUUAUCAAUCCUGUUAAUGCUUGUCCUUGGAACAUCUUUCGCGUAUUCACGGUUUGUAGUUGAAAAGUUUACUGUAAAAAAAUCAAAAACAAAAAAAUGUAUUGUUUUUACAGAAUAAAUUUAUUGGAAUGUGUACUGGGAGUAAGAUUUGAGGUUGUAAGCAAACUAAGUUAGUGUAAUUUGGCUUCAUAUAUGUAACGUGAGGUAUUAAUGUAAUUCAUAUAUUAAAGCAAAAAUUGUUCACAGCAAGCUGACAAUAGAAUCAAGUGCAGGUGAGGGUUUUUCUUUUUCUUUCUUUUUUUUUUUUUAAACACUCUCUGGGUUUUAGAUUAUUUGAAAACACUGUAGGGGAUGAUGGGGAGAUGACUACAUGAUUUGCUUACACUUACAUAUUUACCAGCCCAGUGGACCCUAGAUUUUGUAAUUUGAUAUUAUCCAUGCAUUGAUUUGUAUCCCAUUUUCUUUUGGUUUUCUUGAUGAGAGCUAAUAAAAACAUGAGAAAAUGUGAGCAGACCUAAAAGCCUAGGGCCGUUAAUAAUGAUGAUGGUGAUGAUGGCAGCUAAGGGUAUGAAAGCACCAGUCCAUUUAUCAUUCCAGGGCACAGUGAGGAGGUGGCUGUUUGUAUUUUUGGUGUGUUUCUUUCAUUUAGUGAAUACUGAUUUUCUCUAGUAUACUCAACAUACAAUCCCAAACAUGAAAAGUUCAUAAAAAGAUAGUAGGGAUGUCGAUCUAAUACUUCUUCCUUAAAAGGUCCUUUUUAAUUUUGAAUAUUUGAAUGUAUUUUUUAAUUAAUGAAAUUUAAUUCAUCAAAAGACCUCUUCAUUGCUCACACUGAAACAUAAGGGGAAUGUAGAUGGCAUUUUGAAUUGGAAUAUACAACUCACAAAUUUUCUUUAAAAGCGUUUUAUGUGUAUAUAUGAAAUGUUUCAAAUUUAAUAAGAUUUGUCUUUAUAAGAGGCCAAAAAUAAUUUUAUUAAAAAUAUACACAGAAAUACAAUAGAAAUAUUUCCAGCCACCAAUAAAACAAAUGUUCAUUAAGGAUAGAGAUAAAGUUACUGAUCCCUAUUUAGCUGUUUAAAUUCACACAAAAAAAUUUAGUAAAAGUAAUUUUCUUGAAACAGCAGCAAAUAAUAAACUUUCCUUGGGAAAACAUUUUUCAAACAACAUUUAAAAAUAUUCUGAUGAUUUGCCUUUUAUAUUGAGUUUAAUAAUGAAGCAUAUUCAUCUUAUUUGCAAAAGUUACUCCUCCAGUCUGCAUUCACUGUUUUGAAUUUUUUAAUAUGCACAGGCCAUAUUCUCUUUUGAAUAGUUUCAUUUCAUGCUCACUACUGUUGGCACUAAAUUGUAAUUUUUUACACUUAUAAUUAUUUUAUAUGUCAAACAAUAUUGAGAUGGAUGAUCAAGUUUAUUCACAAAUGAUUUUGAAUAUAUUUCUUUAAACAAACUGUUUCUCAAGAAUUUCCAUUUUCCUUCAAAAAAAAUUUACACAAUACCAUAUAGCUCACACAUACAGUGCAGAGCAAGAAUGUACAUAUUCUUAAGUACUCACGUAUGAGAAGAGAGUGAAAUGGGACAAAAUAUCAGUACCAGUAUAACAAAAGUUAGUAAUUUAGAAAGGAGGAACAUGAAGUAAUAUUUUUAUUCCACUUUUUCUUCUGCCUUUGUUUUUAUGAAGAACUCUGGUUUGUAGAUACAACGAUAGGCCAAGAGCUGAGGAAGAACUCCAUAUGCUAUGUUUAAUGCUAAAAAAAGGAUUUUUGCUUCUUCAGGGACUCUGUAGACAUAAGCAGUUCUAGCAUGAAGAGAUGCACCAAUGUGAGAAAACUGAGCCUGUUGCAUUUAAAAAAAAAAAAUUGAGUAAGCAUGAAACGUGUUCAGUUGGAUGCAUGAUGAGUUCUGAAUGGUUCAUUCAGGCUACGUUUCUGUGCCCUCAAAACCAGUCUCACCUGCAGGCAAAAUACCUUCAAACAAUCCAGAGUCUUUAAUGUCAGAGUCUUUCAUUAAAUUUAGUCCUUGAUUAAAUUUAGGGCCAUUCUUGAUAUGACUGUUCAAAUAAAGUAGAUAUUAUUUAGUGUAGUUUUAUCAUGCCAGUUGUGUUUUUUAACCAUCAAGUGCCCCUUACCGAACAUUAGUGGCUCAAUCUAAUAGAAAAAUCUGAAUAAAAUCUCAAAUUUUUUUCUGAUUUGCGUUCUGGAGAUCCUGCAUACAGACUCAGUUGUGGUUCACAAAUUGCGUUCCAAUAAAAAUGAAGAAAGCGCAGAGUUUUAAAAAACAAAUAUUUUUAGCAUAAACUAUUGAAAGGGAAGCACUGGGGGGACCUCAGCUUCAUUUAUCAGUCUUUCAUCUACUCCUUGCAGCAAGAGCUCAUACCCUUUCCCUAUGUGUUUUUUGUUUAUUCAUUUAUUCAUGUAUUUGUUUUUUCUGCAGCUUUUAAAAUAUUAAGGGUUGUUUGUAAGAUAAGGUUGUUACCAACUUGGGUGGAGGUAGGAGUACGGUUGCUCUUUGUAAAAUGGCAAAUGUACAUGCAGGCAACCUUUUUAAAUCAAAUUAUAAUUUAUUUAGAAGUACGACAUGUCAGCAUUAUCCGCAUUUGCAAAAUGGCCUCCCUCUCUACUUAUAUACUUAUUCAGAAAACACAUUCAGAAUGUGCCAAUUGGUCUUUUUUGAUAUUUUUCGCAAGCACAGAGGAAAACCGUAUUGGAAAGGGUAAAACAGACCACAGCAGGAUUAAAAGCUCCUGUCAGAAAAUUUCCUCAGAAGGCUUGUAUCAUUACAAAAUGUACCCCUGGAGUCUGCAUUUUCAUAUCUUGCUGAAAUUCAAGAUACACAUGAAUAAAGGAUUGGGAAUCUAAAUGUAAUAAGUAGUAAAUUAUCAGUUCAUCAGGAUCAAAGAGACAAAAGACUGCACUAUAGAGAAGGCAUAGAAGUAACAAGAAUGAAGAACUAGAUAAUUUGCUUUAAAUACAUAUAAGUUAUUUUACAUUUCUUCCAUAUGAAACCAAUUUAUUCUGCUGAGUGAUUUCACAGAUAAAGGUGUUACUUACUUGACUUCACCAUGACAAGAAAAGGACAAGUUUUUUUAAGCAGCAUCUUUAUGAAUUUUUUAUCAGUGGCAGAUAUUUUAAUGGGCUGCAUUUUUACAAAUUCCUGAUAUAUUCUGGAGACCUGUGGUACAUUUUUGCUACUCUGGAGAUAUAAAUUAAAUUAGCAUGAUGUAUUGCCAAGGACCAGCACGUGGAUUGUCUACAUUGUGAUCCAUGAGGCACUGAGAGGACUCGGCCCUCAGAUACAACUCCCCUGGGUAGAUGCCCAGGCAGAACCCAGCAAAUGUAUAUGCAUCUCUGGGCUCUGAGGACAAAAUGCCUUGAGAGUAAAGGGCACUUUCAGGGCUGCCCUGAGGAGGUGCUUUCUGGACAUUCUAGGAACUCUGAGCAGGAGCAUGGCUCCCAUACUGUUUUUCCUUAGGGCCUGUUUUGAAUAAUAGUGUUUUUCUGAAUAUAUAACCAAGCAUUUUCUCUGGACUGGAAGCCACAUUUGAUCCCUGGUUCUCAGAAAUCUGGGUUUGGUGGUUCUGUCUUUAUAGAUACUUGUACACAUCACAAAAUCACCAAAUUUGGGGAAAUGCCAACCAUACUUUGAGAGAAUAAAUAUGAGCAGUUGUGCCUACUUGCAUAGGGGAGCCUGUGUAAAAAGUCAGUGAUUCCGUAGGCUCUUUUCCUGCACUAACCAGUGCAGUUAAUACCUCACUUUCAUGAACAGCAAACUCAUGGCAACAUUAAGUGAAUCAUGGCCGGGCGCAGUGGCUCACGCCUGUAAUCCCAGUACUUUGGGAGGCCAAGGCGGGUGGAUCACCUGAGGUCAGGAGUUCAAGACGAGCCUGGCCAACAUAGUGAAACCCCAUCUCUACUAAAAAAUACAAAAAAUUAGCCGGGCGUGGUGGCAGACGCCUGUAAUCUCAGCUGCUCGGGAGGCUGAGGCAGGAGAAUUGCUUGAACCCGGGGAGUGGAGGUUGCAGUGAGCCAAGAUUGUGCCACUGCACUCCAGCCUGGGUGACAGAGUGAGACUCUGUCUUUAAAAAAAAAAAAAGAUUCAUGUCCUUAGAUUAGAUUGUAAGCCCACUGGGCAGGUACUGUGUCUAAUGUUUUGUGUGGCACCUGUCACAUUGUUAGAGCUCAAUAAACGUUCAACAACAAUGGACUUGUGACUGUCAAAAUACAAAAAGGGUCUACAAAGCAUUUCUCUAGUUUUGUAUGUAUUUUAGUAGGCCUCUUUAUUCAGAAUUAUUAAACAAGGCACAAAAAUUUUAACAUUCAUAAUCAAAAGAGGCAUUUGUAUGUGAGAGAAGAACUCUAAGGCCAGUGGUGUGCAGCUCCCAGUACUGCUCAUAGUCCUAAUGGAUGUACUUAUGGUGGCCACACUUCCAGCUGAGUGAGCACCUGACCAUAGCUUUCUCCUAAGGCAUAGGAUGUUAAGUGUUCAGGGUUCUGAAGUUCAGAAAAACAGUCUCACCUGAGGAGGUUUCUCUUCCCAAGCACAUAGCUAAUAAAGGGCUGCAGGUUUUCUCCUGGGUGAUGUUCCCAGCAGCACAAGGCCUCUCAUGGCAGGACCUGAAGAGCUCAGCCUGAGCCUGUGCUGGGGUCAGGUGGCUCAGUGAACUCAAUGCUGCUGAAUUAACAGGAGGCCCAGGAUUACAGAUAUGAGUUGUUGAUCCUAGAAAUUUCUCCAGAAUUUAGCAAUGUGAGGUUGAGUCCCUAAUAAUUUUUCUUCCACUUCAUUCUAAAUCAUUUUCACCUUACAGAAAUAAUUAAGAGAUAUACUCUGAUUUUUUUUUAAGAAUGGAUGAUUGGAAUGGCAAAUGAGACAAUAAGGUGAACAAAGGUUAAAUUUUAAGAGCUGUUUUCUUACAUGUAUAGAGACAAUCUGUAAAGGAUAACUAAAAAAGUUAAUCGUGGUUCCACAAGGAGGAACUGAAAGAGUGUUAUAUGUCCAUGUGAAUGUUAUAGGCAGAAAACUUAGGUGACCAUUGGGAUGAUAGCCAGGGUCUUUUGCUAAUACAGUAUAAAUAGCUAAUCUAGAACUGUGUUAUCUUUUCUUAGAGUUUUCUGAGCAACAUAGUUCAUUGGUUCAGAACACUGACUUUGGAACUAGACAUCCAGAGUCAAAUCACAGCUCCACCACAAACCAGCCGUAUGGCCUCGGGUGAGGUGUGGAACCCACCUCAUAGGUUGUUAUGAGGGUUCAGUGAGGUGAUGUUUGUGACAUGCUUAGACAGUGUCAAGCACUUGGGGCUAUUCUGUAGACACAAGUACAAAACUGAAAUACCCAUUCAUGAUCUGGUGCUCGACUGUAGAAAAUCUGGGCCCUUUGUUUUUAGAUUCUCUUGACCUUUUGACCUUUUUACUGUGAGUGUCUCCAUGAAAGGAUAAGUACAUAAAAGAUGUUAAAUCAGUAUAAUUUAAUACUAAAUAAAGAUGUUUAGCAAUGAAUCACACCAGAAGCAAAUGAAGAAAACAAGAUUUGCAUUAGUAUCCCAACUAUCCGUGUUCUUCCUAAACUGUUACUUUCAGAUUUUUCUUAACGUCUCCAUGAGGGAAAAACCGUAUGAAAUUUACUUCCAGGCUGAGCGUGGUGGCUCAUACCUAUAAUCCCAGCACUUUGGGAUGCCAAGGCGGGAGGGUCACUUGAGUCCAGGAGUUUGAGACCAGCCUGGGCAACAUAGCAAGACCCUGUCUCAAGUUAAAAAAAAAAUGAUAAAUUUACUUCAGUAAACUCUUCACAACCAAAUUAUUCACACGUAAGUUUCCAUAUCUCUUUGUGAGAAAAAGACAUGACAUAGCACCUACAUAGCCAGGGAGUUAGAGAGUCUGAGGGCAGCACCUGACUGAAGUAACUGAACCUCCUUCGCUGGCUGUGGGAUGGCAGGCUCCUUACCAAGCCCAUGGUGAGUCUGUCCCAAAGCUUUCACCCAGUUUCUUUGUUUUCUUGGUAAUUAUAUACAAUACACUUAAUUUAAUUAGUUUGUCUUCAGGUUAAUCUUCGGAACAACAUAAGGCAUAUCUCCAAAUUCUUACUGGGAAUCUUCUACCAGUAAUAGUAGCAACAAAGGGUUACAUAGCUGUUAUGUGCCAGACACUGUUUUAAGCCCUUUACAUGUAUUACCUCAUCCAACCCUAACAGCAAUUCCAUGAGAAAGCUACUGUUAUUAUCCUCACUUUACAGAAGAGGAAACUGAGGAUCAGAGAGGUAAAGUAGCCAAGGUCAUUGUGCUCAUCAGCAACAGGCUAGAAUCUGAACCAGUUCACCUCCAGAGCUUAUGUUCCUAACUAUAUGAACUCUACUGGCUUUGGCUUUUUUUCAUUUUCAUUGAUAUUUUAGCAGAGAAAAUGCUUCAAUUGAUAGGAAAUGCUAAUAAGUGGAUCUAAGCAGCCUAUAAUGCCUUUCAGAUUACACUUGCAGCUUUAAUCCUAUGGUUAGCAUUUUAUAUGAAAAGAUACCUGGGUUAUGAGUAAGUCCCCAGUGGAACUCUUUGGUCUAAAAUGUGUCCUGGUUUCAUUUUAUUCAAUCUUCUUUUACUCUUUCCUUGAUCUUUUGAUUUCUGAAGGCAGCAGAUUUGGCAGACUCCUACAUGGUCUGAAAUCAAGGCCCCAAUAACUACUCACUCUUUUUUCUUUCUUUUUUUUGAGACAGUCUUGCUCUGUCACCCAGGCUGCAGUGUAGUGGGCGUGAUCUUGGCACACUGCAGCCUCUGCCUCCCAGGUUCAAGCGAUUCUCCUGCCUCAGCCUCCCAAGUAGCUGGGAUUAUAGAUGCCCACCACCACACCCAGCUAAUUUUUUGUAUUUUUAGUAGAGACGGGGUUUCGUCAUGUUGGCCAGGCUGGUCUCAAACUCCUGACCUCAGGUGAUCCACCUGCCUGGUCCUCCCAAAGUGCUAGGGUUACAUGUGUGAGCCACUGCGCCUGGCCACUACUCAAUAUUUCUUCCAUUGGCCUAUACUGAUCUAGAACUUUUCAAAGGUGGUUUUUUUUUCCCUUACUAAGUUGCAUAGAUUCUUGAGAGUUUACUAGAUGUUUCAGUAAAAGUAAGUUUUAGUAAAGUUAGUGGGAUCAUGAAUGCAUAAGGUUUCUAAAUAAGAAUGGCAAUUUUAGCAAGCAAAGAUGCUGAUUAAAGUUACAGAAAAAUGCCUAUUUUUGUUUUGUUUUGUUUUUUUGUGGUGGUGGGAGAGACAGGGUCUCUCUCUGUCACCUGGGCUGGAGAGUGCAGUGACACAGUCUCGGCUCACUGCAACCUCUGCCUCCUGGUUCAAGUGAUCCUCCCACCUCAGCCUUCCUAGUAGCUGGGACUGCAGGCAUAUGCCAUCACGCCAGCCUAAUUUUUGUAUUUUUUGUAGAGAUGGGGUUUUACCAUGUUGCCCAGGCUGGUUUCAAACUCCUGACUUCAAGCAGUCCACCCACCUCGGGCUCCCAAAGUGCUGGGAUUACAGGUGUGAGCCACCGUGCCUUGCUGGAGAGUGCUUUCUGUGAUGAAUGUGUCAGAUACUCCCAUAAGAUGAGACUCCAUUUCAUAAGCGAGUAUUUGCUAAGUACAAAACAAAUAACGUAAUUCAGUAUUCUGGUCAUAUCUAUUGUUUUGUUGCGGCAUGGCUUCUAACUUUUCCUUAGCCUACACACUAUAAGUGGGUAGAUAUUAAAGCUCAGCCAAGAGCUGUGGGAAUCAGACCCAUAAUUCUUUACUCAGUCUGUCUUCACCUGCUGGGCUGGGAGAAACAUCCUUCUGACAUUUACAGGAUCUGGUCCUUAGCCUUAGGCUCUGGAUCUGGGCAUUCACCAUCAAGAGAGGGGCUUCAGGCUGCCUUAUCAACUGGGCAGUGAUGGAUAAGCCCCAGGAUGCCUGACGUCUGACAUGAAUGAGGUAAUGCCCCUGCGGCUGCCAGCUGCUCUGUAGUCCACACUGCCCUUCUCAGAACCACUUGGCUGGAGUAAUAAGUGCCCACCUGCAAGCUUAGCUUCACCAACAGAUUAGGGUUUGUCUUAUUGCUACAGGCUUACCACACCCAUUUUCCUCUAAGCUAUGACCUUCCUAAGCUUCCUGACUGUUGACCCUGGCCAUGUGACUAGGCUUUUGCCUAGGUUUUCCUGCUGUUUCCAUUUGUCUCCUGAGACUUGACCAGGUCCAACAUCUGGUCUCUUUAACCAGCCUGCUGGCUGAUGACACUUAGCAUUCCUGCAUCAGGGACUGGUACCAGGCCGACCAGGCACAUGGCAGGCAGAGGAGGCCUGAUUGUGCAGGCAAAGCACAAUUGACACAGGUAAUAGGUGUCAAACUGAACAGCUGUCAAACUGAACAGUCUAAUCCUCUAAAGAAAGGGCUGGCAAGAGUGAAGUGGGUAUGCGGCCAUCUGUUCUGAAGGAUACAGGAGAAUAAGGCAGAGGAACCAGGCCAAAAAAAAAGGCAAGGCUUACUCUGCCCUCAGACCUGCUGCAUAUGCCCACACCUCAGUGUUUCCCUGGGUUAUUCCCUGGAGAGGCUCAGCCUAAUAAAGCCCCACUUGGCCCUCAGAGUCCAACUCGGAAUGUCACUGCCUUCCACCCACAAGGUUCUCCAGCACCUCGUACUACAUACAGUCUUUUGUGCUGUAGGACUCUGUGCCAUAGUUCAUUGUUUGCAUGGGGUGGGUGAGAUAACACAAUGGAGAAGAAUAUGAGCUUUGGAGUCAGACAGGAUUUCAUAAACCUAUUCUGCCAUUUAAUAACUGUAAUCUUAGGCAAAUAAUUUCAGGUGGACUGAGCCUCAGCCUCCUCAUCUUUAAAUUGGGGUUUUUUUCCCAGAGCUAUUACAAAAGAUAUUAUUAUGUGUCCAUUGUGCUGUUUAUUCUGAGGCAGGCAGGAAGACCACAGUCACCAGCCUCCCCUCAGUUGACCUGGUGCCAGGCCUGGACCUUGAAAAUAUCCCACAUGAUCUUUGCAUAAAAAAGAAUUAAAAUUUUAAUUGUGUUAAGCUACUCUGAGUAUUUGUUACAGCAGCAGAGCACAUAGCCUAUCCUUAGACAAAUAGGUAAGUAAAACUUUUAACGUGGUUUGCCUGGCAUGAAGUAAGGUAAUGAGAGCUCAGACUAGUGUAGGGGCAGCGGAGCUGGAAAAAAAAAAUGGGUUGGAGAAUCACUGGAGUAAAACUAACUGGACCUGGUUGGGUGUGGUGGCUCACACCUGUAAUCCUACCACUUUGGGAGGCUGAGGCAGGAGGAUUACUUGAAGCAGGCAUUUGAGAAUAAGCUGGGCAACAAAAUAAGAUCCCAUCUCUUUAAAAAAUUUAAAAAUUAGCUGUGUGCGGUGGUGUAUGUCUGUAGUCCCAGCUACUCUGGAGACAGAGGCAGGAGGAUUGCUUGAGCCUAGGAGUCCGAGGCUGCGGUGAGCUAUGACUGUGCCAUCACACUCCAGCCUGGGAGAUGGAGCAAGACCCUGUCUCUUUAAAAGAAAAAAAAAAGGACUUAGUGGUGGUCUAGAUGUAGAGGAUGAGGAGUGUAAAUAAUUACUCCAAGUUUCUGGCUUGAGUUGCUGGAUGCAAUUGGACUAUUUAAACAGAUAAUGAAAAAAUGGAAGAGAGGUUGUGGGGAGGAUCAGGUCCUAUUUUAUAUAUUAAAUCUGAGGUGCUAGUGAGGCAUGCAAGUAAAAAGACUGAGUUUGGAAUGAAAUACAGGAGUCUGGGAACGGUGUGGGCCGAAGGUAGAAAACUGGAAGUUAUCAGCUUAUAGUUGGUAUUGAAAGAUACAAAGAUAAAGACCUAAAAUACAGAAAUAAACCCCAAGGACUGAGGAAUCAGGUAUUUAGAGGUCUGCAAAGGAAAAACAACCAGCAAAGAGCAAUAAAUGUUAGUUCUCUUCCUUCUUAAGCCCCUCAAGGAAAGGACAGGAACCAUUACUUCUGGAUGCUACAUCAACUUUUUCGAUACUACUAUGCUAAUUUUAUAAUUAAGAAUUACCUCAAACUGAAAGGAUUUAAUGCAUUGACCCCUUAAAUACUAUAUUUUUCAACCGUGUGAAUUCUAGUAUGUCUUACGAUCAUGAUUAUUAUACCAUGCAUAUAAUUGACUGUACAAGCCUACAGUUUCUAGAUGAACCUCAUUCUUAUAACUGCUUGAAAAGAACAAGAUGAAGCUAAUGUUUUUAAAUGAUAAGUUCAUUUGUUUUAUUUCUAGUAAGAAAAAUUAAUUUUCUUCCUUGUUCAGAAGAUUGAUUUGUUUUGCUAAUUAUCUUGUAAAAAUGUGCUUUAUGUUAUGUGUGAAGUUCUCCAUAGAUAAUUUCAUUUUCAGUUAAACGCAGUAAGCAUUCACUGAACACCUACUCUAGGCCAAAUAUUUGGCAAGGUGCCAGCGGAAAAGGAAUGAAAUGACAGGCCCAGAACAUUUUUUAAACCAGUUUCCCUGGUUCUGUAUAGCAUAGCGUAGUGGAAUUCUGAAGUCUUAAAUUUGGAUGGACAUUUUGAAGGUGACAGCUCUCAAUCCUUUUUUAGUAGCCAUGGUAUUCAGAGAUUGUGAAACAGUCCAAUAAAACAACAAUGCCACA